AGGGUGUGGAAUUAAUCAGUGACACUUCAACACCUGUCGGGAUGUAUAUCGAGAAUCAAGAGGGAGAAACGGGCUGACACACAUAAGGAUGCGGAUAUGCGACGGCGGGCUAUCAGUCGCUGUUGAUAUGGCGACCAGGACUCAUCUUACAACGACUUUCUCUACCGUUGUUUUGGUUCUACUGACGUUUGCCUCGAUCCCUGCAACCUCUGAUGAGUUCAAUGCUGCCGAGGGCCAGAUAGUCUGCUACGAGUGCUUCAACAUAGUGGAGGGCGUGUUCCAGCCGCACUGUCCCAAGAACGGCUCCGUGGGUCCGUGGACGUGGAAGAUCAACUGUACCGGAAGCUGCUACACCAGGACAGAUGACCAGAACCCUGACUUGAUAUACAGGGGAUGUACGGACAACCAGCCCUUCCUACCCGACCCCCUGCCUAAAGUAGGGUGUUAUCCCUAUUACCUUGAGGUGUGGUGCAUCUGUGGCCACAGCGGCUGUAAUGGCGGUCCAAUGGGCAAGCCAGGCAAGGUGGAGUUGGACGCACAUUUACCCAAGGAGAUAGACAAAGAUGAGAUCGAUAGUGCAUACAGUGUAAUAGGAGUGGACACGUGGAGGAUCAAAAUGGCUGUGUGUGGCUUGUUGACUGUGUAUAUUGCACUACAAGGGACAAUGUGAUGGCGCCACGUGACUGGGGAUAUACCGAAAAGAACGACUUCCGUGUUGAGAUUGAAACAAAAACACAGAAUACGUGUCGGAGAAAAAUUCGAGACGUGUUUCACAUACAAAAGGCCUUAAUUUAUAAAAUUGAAAUGACUUUGAUGAUGACGCUCGAUAUAAUAAUGUAACUGAAGAUCGCAAUAUCCAGAGACGGAUCCAGGAUGUUUUAAGGGGUGUGUUCACAUCAUGAAUGUGUAUCUUGUGUGUGUGUAGGAGGGUGAGUGGAAAGGCAGGUUGUGGGUGGACAUAUAAAUUUCGUAAUCAAACAAAACGAAGGUUUUUUAUAUUAGUUCCAUUUGGUUCCGAAUGAUAAAAUAGAAAUAGUAAAGGGGUGAGUCGUACUCCAUGACAUCACCUCCGGUAUCUGUCACCGCAAAUCUUAACAUUUUUAUAAACUAUUAGAUAUCGGGUGAAGUAUUGUCUUGUUACAUUUUGAUAAAAUUGAUUAUUAAUAUGUGUAUAUUAUCAUGUAAAUUAUGCUGAUUAAAAAGUAAAAUUGU
Molecule: messenger RNA, 1212 nt
Organism: Haliotis rufescens (red abalone)
Lineage: Eukaryota; Metazoa; Mollusca; Gastropoda; Lepetellida; Haliotidae
Exons: 5
Coding region: 89-670 (193 amino acids)
Source: RefSeq, a predicted model, not a curated record